Molecule: messenger RNA, 1728 nt
Organism: Ipomoea nil (Japanese morning glory)
Lineage: Eukaryota; Viridiplantae; Streptophyta; Magnoliopsida; Solanales; Convolvulaceae
Exons: 1
Coding region: 1-1728 (575 amino acids)
Molecular function (GO): nucleic acid binding; zinc ion binding
Source: RefSeq, a predicted model, not a curated record
AUGGAGUUCCCAAGAGAAGGUCUUUCAAACAAUAGACCACCGGCUCUACUUGGCACAAACUUCUCCUACUGGAAAGCUCGAAUGCAGAUAUACAUUCUAGCACAAGGAGAAGGCGUCUGGAAUGCAAUAGAAAACGAAUGGAAAACUCCAGUUGAUGACAAAGGAAAUACAAAACCUAGAGUUGACUGGAGUGAAGAAGAAAGAACUGAAUAUGACUUUAACUCAAAAGCUAUGAAUGCAAUAUAUGGAGCGGUAAGCGAAGACACAUUUAAGCUAAUCGCAUCAACUCGCAUAGCCAAAAUUGCAUGGGGUAUAUUGUGCGAUCAUCAUGAAGGAAACACAACUGUAAGACAAUCUAAGCUUCAGAUGAUACAAACUGAGUUUGAAAACCUGAAAAUGGAGGAGGAAGAAAACAUCACCCAAUUCAGUGCCAGAGUUUUAAGCAUAUCCGGAGAUGCAUUCAACCUAGGCGAACCUAUACCCGAACAUAGGAUCGUCAAAAAGGUACUACGUUCACUACCUGGGAGAUUCCAAAUGAAGGUCACCGCUAUCCAAGAAAAUAAAGAUCUGAACACAUACAAACUUAGUGACCUAAUAGGAAAUCUUCAAACCUAUGAACUUGAGAUGUUACAAAGCCAGAAAAACAAUGGUAAAGGAAUAGCACUACAAUCCAGACAAGAAGAGAACUCAGAAACUGAUUCAGAAACCUUGGAGCAGUCAAUCGCCCUAUUGACAAAGAAUUUUAACCGAGUUCUCAAAAAGUUUAACAAGUCCAGGAAUAAAAAUUUUCAAAACAGCCAAGGAAAUUCUACGAAUCAAAAACCAUCCAAUCCAAAGAGAAGAGAUAAUACAAUUACGGAAGGAAUACAGUGCUAUGAGUGCAAAGGCUUUGGACACAUUCAAUCAGAAUGCGCCACAUACUUGAAAAGGAAAAAUAAAACAUAUAUAACAACACUGAGUGAUGACUCAGAUAGUGAAGAAGAUGAUAACAACACGAACUUCUUAGCCUUUACUGCUAGCCAUGAAGACAACAAAAGCGAUGACAUGCAAGAGUUACUAGAGGCAUACACUCAACUAAAUGCCAAAUGGGAGCAAAUCAUCAAGAAAAAUUUGGAACUCAUGGAAGAUAAUCACUAUUUAAAGAAUGAAAAAGAGCGAGUAGAGAAACAAUACAAUGAAACCCAGAACGAACUACUAGACCUCAAGAACAGAGAAACAAAACUGCUACAAGAAAUUAAGGAGCUUACCGAAAGACCCGGGACUCCAAGUACGGACACCAGUGAGAAUAACCAAUCUGAAAUACAGGAAGUGUCGCAACAGCACUUCCGACAUCGAAGAAGAAUAAGGUGCUACUAUUGUCACAAACUAGGACACAUCAAAGCACAUUGUUACAAAAGACAAAAUGACUGUUACUACAGACAAAACAACCGAGUAUGGCUACCACACAACAGAAAUAAUAGCAAGAAAGUCUGGGUAAGAAAAGACCAAAAUGUCGCAUACACUUCCAAAACAAACAAGGAGCAAGAUAUAUGGUAUUUUGACAGUGGAUGUUCCAGGCAUAUGACUGGAAAUCCAGAAAAUUUAGAGAACAUACACUAUAAAGAUGAAGGAUAUGUUACCUUUGGAGAUGGAGGAAAAGGAAAAAUUAUUGCAAAUGGAAUCCUGAAUGUACACAGACUGCCAAAACUGUCAAAAGUCUUCUUAGUACAAGGGUUAAAAGCAACCUGA